Messenger RNA from Radiomyces spectabilis, 507 nucleotides. RefSeq lists its product as uncharacterized. The coding region runs from base 1 to 507 and encodes 168 amino acids. The transcript is spliced from 5 exons. The record is from RefSeq and is a predicted model, not a curated record. NCBI's taxonomy places the organism in Eukaryota, Fungi, Mucoromycota, Mucoromycetes, Mucorales, Radiomycetaceae.
AUGAACAGUGACUCGUAUGCAACCAAAAAUUGCCGUUGCUCCGCAGCGUUCGCGUUCACCGACCGAGACACCCUGCUGUAUGCCAUGCCGAAAUCUAGUGGCGCCAUCUGGAAGUUUUCCAGAAACAACCGAAGCAGGAUUUUGUUAGCCAUCCAUCCGCAACAUAGCUUAUCACUCGGCAUACUGGAAGCGAUCCUUAGUCCUCUGUUCGAAUAUUUGGAUAAUAAUAUUGCCUUUCGAUGGACAUCCGUCAGUGAUGACGAAAAGCAAGCCAACAUUCGAUCGGACGCAUCCAUCAAUAUCAUACAUGGAGCAAUGCUGGACGAUCGAUUCGGUUGUGGCGAACUCCGCGGCAUUGGCCUUUCAACCAGCCGUAAAUACCAAUUAUCUGAACCAGUACCAGGCCCUGGAUCACCGGCUUAUCGGCUCGAUCUGUUCCAUAUCGCAGCAUUGGCCAAAGAUGCUUCCGAUAAGCACAAGUUGAAAUCAACUUUUGCCUUCCCGUAG